AACAUAUUGUUGCAAUCUCAUCCUCUAGAUGGAGAUACUUCAACCAGGUCAGAAACAGACAUAAGACCAUAAGACCACAAACUCACAGGCCAAGAAUAUUUAAAUCCAUCCAGAGAUCCACCGCUAUUCUGUUAUAUUCAAAUACAUGCACUAAAGUGAUCCUAUAUUUAUCACCAAAAGAGACAAAAAGCAUGCAAACAAGCCUUACAUUUAGCGCUAUCAAGAACAUGAGUGCCGUCAUAUGCAAGUGUUAAUCAAUAAUUUACUGCCAGAUUUGCACACCCAGAUCCGCCAAAUUCUCAAAAUCCACUGCUACUCCAUACCCAUCAAACCUUCUACUGGCAGUUCUUCUGGGUAUCAGAGAAACGAUCUGCAAUCAGUCAGAGGAAGAAAGAAAAGCAGCAUUGUAUUCUAGAGAAUCCCAAUUUUAUCCAUGGCGGGAGGUUUAGCUCAGUUUUUGGUCAUAACAGCCUUGCUUGUAGCUUUUUGCAAUGCUGCUACACAUCAAUCUCUUGCUAAAUCUAAUGCUAGUUCUCACGUCGAAUCCCCUGCUCCAUCUCCACACACUGCAAGCUCUGAACUGUCGCCGAGCCCUGACAAUGCUGUAGACACUCCCAUUCCUAGCCCUGAAAGUUCACCAUCAAGCAGCCCUUCUGAAAGCCCUUCAUUUUCUCCAGAAUCGGCACCGAGUCCGUCUCCACCAGCACCUCCAUCACAGUCUCCGUCAAUUGCCUCUGAUUCUGCACCUGUUCCUGCCCCUGUCUCUGCCGCUGUCCCUGCCCCAGAUCUGUCAGCUGUACAAGAUUCAAAGGUAGGGGAAGAUUCAGAGAAUUCUUCUUCUUCCUCUAAGGGCAUGAAUGCGGGGAAGAAGGCUGGUGUUGUUAUCGGUGUUAUGUUCGGAGUAGCAUUGGGUGGACUAGUGUUUGUGAUAUACAAGAAGAGGCAGGAGAAUAUACGCAGGGCACAGUAUGGAUUUGCAACACGCCGAGAUCUGCUGUGAUGGGUGCAUUGAUUUUGAAUUUAUUUCUUUUUUACUGUUAUGGGCAUUUAGUUCUAGGGAAAAUAACAUUAGAGUAGCGAUUAGAUGUGUUGGAAAGAGCUGCAUUGCACGAUGUGCGGUGGGGCUUGAUUUGAAAAAAUUGUAUUGAAUUUGUUUUUGCAUAAUACGUUUUAUACAGAGUUUAUUCCAUUAUGUUGUAAUAAUUUAAAAUUCGUGAAGCAUUGGAUAACGUAGGUAGAUUAGGGUUUCAUCCGAAAAAAAUUGAAUUGAGUAUUAUGAUAAGAUUUAUCCCGAUUCUAUUGAACUCGAAUGUAAUAAUGUAAAAUUCUCUAUUCUUUGAUAUGCAUUGGACAUUGAGGCAUUGCCAGAUUUAUAGUUA
Cryptomeria japonica (Japanese cedar) is the source of this 1379-nucleotide messenger RNA. RefSeq lists its product as uncharacterized. The record is from RefSeq and is a predicted model, not a curated record. The transcript has a single exon. Bases 434 to 1000 code for a protein of 188 amino acids. Lineage: Eukaryota; Viridiplantae; Streptophyta; Pinopsida; Cupressales; Cupressaceae.